Messenger RNA from Gossypium arboreum, 1429 nucleotides. RefSeq names its product cytosolic sulfotransferase 16-like. Lineage: Eukaryota; Viridiplantae; Streptophyta; Magnoliopsida; Malvales; Malvaceae. Gene Ontology annotation, biological process: sulfation. The record is from RefSeq and is a predicted model, not a curated record. Gene Ontology annotation, cellular component: cytoplasm. Gene Ontology annotation, molecular function: sulfotransferase activity. Bases 149 to 1156 code for a protein of 335 amino acids. The transcript has a single exon.
UGUUUUUAGCCAGCUAUUGGCUUGUAUGGCGUGGGACUCGCAAGGUUUAAAAUAAUGGUUGCAAAUCCCACUUUUAGUCACGGAUCAUUUGCAAAUCCUUCUUGCAAGAUCUCUAGAAAAUUAGUUGCUCUACUAUACCAUCUUCCCAAUGGAGACUUCAAAUUUUUUUCCGAGCGUAGAGAUACCGAAUGAAGGUUGCCAAAAGACAUUAAAAAACUGCAAUGAACUGCUGCCAACUCUCCCUCAAAGCAAAGCAUGGUGGUUUGACCAGCUUUUCCAAUACCAAGGCUUCUGGAUACCUAGUUUUGGCAUAAGAGGAAGCAUGUUGAUCAAUGAUCACUUCAAGCCUCGACCCACUGACAUCAUAGUCGCAACAUUCCCUAAAUGUGGCACCACCUGGCUCAGAGCCCUUGUUUUCUCCAUUAUCAACAGAAAUUCCUUUGAUUUCAGCGACCAUCCUUUGCACAAAGCGAACCCUCAAGAGUUGGUCCUCUUCUUCGAAGGAUAUCUUCAUAGGUAUGGGUCAACUUCCUUCGUCGAUGGGCUUCCUUCACCUCGCCUUCUUUCAACUCACCUUCCUUACUCUUUGUUCCCAACACGCAUGACCGAUGAUACCUCGGUUUGCCGUUUCGUUUACAUCUGCCGGGACCCCAAAGAUGUUGUUGUCUCAAAGUGGCAUUUCGCCAACAAGUUGAGACCCAAGGAACUGCCACCACUAUCACUAGAGGAAGCCUUUGACUUGUUCUGCAAAGGGGUAUCGGAAUAUGGACCGUUUUGGGAUCACGUUUUGGGGUACUGGGAAGCUAGUGUGGAGUCACCGAAGAAAGUGUUGUUCUUGAAAUACGAAGAUGUGAAAAAGGAGCCUUUGGGGUGUGUGAGGAAACUGGCAGAGUUCUUGGGGGUACCCUUUACACCAGAGGAAGAAAACAACGAGACUGUGGCAGAAAUAGUGAAGUUGUGCAGUUUCGAGAGCUUGAGCAAUCAAAAUGUUAAUAAAAGUCAAACCAGCAGUGGCGAACGACCUAUUGGUAACUCUGAUUUCUUCAGAAAAGGAGAAGUAGGAGAUUGGGUUAACCAUUUGUCACCUGAAAUGGUUGAAAAAUUGAAUCAAAUUACAGAACAAAAGCUUCAAGGUACUGGAUUCAACUUUGAUUGACUACUACUACUUUAUGAUGUUAAAAUUUGUUCACCAUCUCAGUGAAUCUGGUUUAUAAAAUAAAAGAAGUCUUUGUUUUUAAUUAUGUGGUUUGAGUGACAAAUAAUGCUUUUGCUUGUUGGUUAUUUGGGUCUUUGAGUGGCAGAUUCAAAUUUUAUGAAACAUAUACUUAUAGUUGUAUUAUAUUUGUGAAUGUAUAUUUUCAAAAAAAAAAAAUAGUUUAAGUAUCAUGUGAUUUCUAUCUCAUGGAUAAAUGAAUCAUUAUGUUAACUA